AUGGUUGGAAUCAAAGGAGUUAUAAUUGUAUUUAUCCUCGCUGUGUGCUUGGUAUCUAAUGCCUUGACGAUGUCACUUUCCGCCAAAGAUUUUAAAGAAAAAGACGAAGGUGCAAGAUUGUUCAAAGCUCUUGGUAUGUCAAUAUACACAUCAUUUAUCAUGAUAAAAACUCCCAGCGACUCCGACAUAAACUUUGUAUAUAAGACACUAUAAUUGGCUAUAGGCUGUAGUGGUCUCCCCGGCUACUAAAUAAUUUUAUGUCUAUAAGUAUAUUGUUUUCUAGAUAGGGGAAGCUAAAUAACGUAAAAUAAAAUUUAAAAAAUGCGAGAUAUAUUUGACCUCAGAUUGGUAUUUACUAUUAUUUCAAUAACAUUUUAAGUUAUUAAGGUAUUACAGCUUGACCUCGUUUCAGAAUGGCUUGCUUACAAAUUUAUUUAGUUUUUGGCUUCAGUUUUUUUAUGACGCUUCCUCUUUUAUCGCCCAACUCCAAUGAGCUGCAUGUCCAAGGUCAAUGAGGUUGCUUAUUUUACUUUAUUGUUAUUUUUUUAAUAUAUAUUUAGGAGGAACAAACAUCAGACGUUCAUUUUGUGAGGAACCUAUUGUAUGUUUACAGCAUUAUACGAACAAUCUUGCAAGAAAAAUAGUCACAAGUGCAUGCGCACUUGUGGAAUGUGCUAGCUUUUAUACAACAACGAUAUCAACGACAUAUUAUAACGUUAUAACGUGCGGUUGUAUUCUGCAUUGAUUUUAAGACAAAUAAGCCGAAUUAAAUUUUAAAGGCUAAAACGUAAACCAUUUCUCCUUAGUCUACGCAAUGUUUUUGUCCGGGGGGGCGUACAAAAUGUGGGUGGGGUGUUCUGCUGAGGUCUUGGAAUCCCUUUACUCGUCUCAGACCACAGAAAGUUCUUCAAUUUUCCUACUCCGUAGUCAUAUUAGAGUUAAACUGCAUACCCAAUCCUAGACUAGAAGUCUUAAUAAAAAAGUGCUUUUUUAGUCAGUACGCUUUCUCCACGUUACUGCAUGUCCAGGAUCUGUUAACAGUAACGUUACACUCUCUCCUUUUGACAUCAUCUCAGACAACAACUCAAAGGCCAUCAUUAAUCGGGACAUGAGUGCGUGAAAGGUAGUGCUCCUUGGGAGUUGUUUGCUUUUUGAGUACUAUUGUUCCCCAAGACAAAAUUAAACAGCUAUUUGGAAUGCUUUUUUAAAAAUAAUCUCAAGCGGCAGUGCGCGUCAGACUCACAAUCCGGUGGUCCUGGAUACACGAGUCCGGCUCCGACCACAAGCUAGGCUGAAUUUGUUUCUCGGCCGUCCCGAAUUUAAAUCCUCGGUCGUGCUUAUAAACAGCCAACUGGUUUCCUGACCUGCCAGUUACAUGGUUUUUUUUUAUCCUGUUAUGUUCUACUUGGAUUAUUUGCUUCUAAUUAUAUGAGUAGAAAGCUAUAGUGCACUUCCAUUACUUUUCAAGAGUGAGAAUUCAACGUACAAUACUUCUUAUAUGAAAAUGGCUGUAAACAAAGAAAUCCUCCAACUGAUUGUAUGAAACAAAUGACAGCUAAGCACUAAAAAAGGAUCGUUUUAACGAUAUUUCUAAUGACUUUUGUGACAUAAAAUAAUUUUUCUAAUUUCAAGAAAGCUGUACCCUUGUAGAAUUAAUGCUUCUUCAAAUAUACCCUGUAAAUGCUUCGAAGGCGUACUCUUCUUAAAAUCUAGAAUAAAAUUUAGUUGAAUAGCCACAAAAUUUAAAGAAAAUGGUAAUCUGGAAAAGCUAAAUAUUACCUCUUUAAUUAUCAUCGAUGAAAGGUUUUUAAUUAAAAUACAAAUUCUGUGACCAAAUUGAUCCGAGGAGUGACAUAAUAUGUUCAGUCAAAUUUUAAAAAUAAUCUGAUUGUAUUAAAAUUUCGUUUUCGAUGUGUAUCACGGAUAGUAAGUAAAAUUUAACAUUUCUGUAACAGGUAUUGACAGAUGUUAAUGAUACACCAGUCGAGUUACUUGUUAUGGAAAACAAUAGCCUUAAUUUGGCUUGAAAUCCCAUUGGUCGAAACAGCCAGAUAAUUAAAAUCCGCCAAUCUCAACGCCAUACUGACAUGGCGUUAAGUUGUAUUAAAAAUACUCUUAAUGAUUUAGCAUUAUAUUUUAUUUAUAUAAUAUGCUUUAAUGUCUUAAAUGUUCAGCCAGCAACUGUGUUUUUAAGAGCUUCACAAGAGCAGCUCAACACGUUAUGCAGGGCAGGGUGAGUAUCAGUUCGAAACAAAAAUAUUUUUGGAAGGUAGUUUAUGCAGAAUACUACAGUUGCUUGGUGUUAAAGAAAGAGAUCACUUUAAAUUUGGUGCAGGAGCUAGUUCUUGUUUUUGUUAUAUUUACCUUGAUCUACCUGGAUGCGGGGUACAUGCCUUACGCAUAAAUCAACCCAAAGCUUAGAUAUCUUGGUAAACUUUGGCUUUUCUAUAGUCAUGGUGAGGGGAGGGUUCUGUUAGUCAUAGUUUUCGUCAGUUUCUUAAAAUUCCCAAUUUUCUUUGCUUACCACAGUUUAAGAAUUUAAAGCUUUCGAAUAUGCUUAUGUAUUCAUAAUGCAUAAUAGUAAUGGGUAUAAUGCUUCGUCGUAAUAUUUUUAAAUGAAUUCUCGAAGAAAAAACUAUCUGGAGACACCGACAAGCUUGCAGCUGUAAUAUCCAGGAAAGCAAUAUUUAGCAUCCUCACUCCUCCCAUUUCCUUUGGAACUCUGUCCACUGAGCAGUGGGAGGCCUGUGGUUAGGAUCUAAACACACUUCCAAAGGGUCCUGUGUGUUAAUCAAUAACAGAAGGUGUAAAUCGUAAGCGUAGAAAAUAACUGAGAAUAAACCACAAAAAAGCCUCAAAAAGUAACGAGGGUGGGAUGCAAAGUGCUCAAUUGCUAAAUGAAUGAAAUUUGGCCAUGACCUCUCUGAUACCUGUAUCAAAGAGAAUUCUGACCAGGUUGGGCAUUCUUUUUUCCCUUUCAGUUAAUUGUUAGUAACAGAUUUUCUGAAGAUCAGUGUAAUAUACAACAUUAUGGAAGGGGAUAACAGUGUACAGAUAACACAGUUAUCAGACGGCGAAUAUCAUUCCCAGCCGGACGCUUCUUCUAGGCUUAAAUCCCAGUCUCCGAGAUAUAUGGUGAAAGAAUUUGUCGACAACACAACACUACAUGGCAUUCGUUAUGCCUUUAUGGAACGCCAUUUUCUCGUUCGCUUUAUCUGGGCUGUGUUGGUAUUGAUCUCUGGUGCCUACUACCUUUACACAGUUCGAACAGCGUUCCAGAAAUACUACGACCGUCCAGUCAAUACCGUGUUGAAGCGUGAGCACGUUGAUGAGAUGGACUUUCCAGCGGUUACGAUCUGCUCUCGCAACAUGUUUGACUUAAGCAAAUUACUCAUGACAGAUGACAACCCUGUAUUUAAGUCGAGCGGCUUAAAUAUCAGCUCUUGCGCUGUAACUGCAAGGGUUCGAGGUACUCUCCCAUGCGGAUUAGCUAUGCUUUGUUGCUGUUCACCACGCGCACUUGCAGACGUUGCCCCCGAAAUACCAAACUGCACGAGUCGGUACAAACAAGAUCUUUUGGAUGCUAUGCAGCAAAGUCGUCAUAUCCCAGAUAUUGACUCUUUCUUUAGAUACUACGGUCAAGAUAUCAGUGAACUCCUUGGACCUGAGUGCUAUUAUGACUGGAGUGAGACGGAUUGCUGUGAUAAAGAUUUCGUUUCCACGACAACCCAAUGGGGGAAGUGUUACACCUUUAACUCGGGUGCUUACGGUCGGAAGUUAACUGUAACCAGUAGUGGAGUAUCAUCUGGAUUGACAGUCAUUCUUGAUGCACAGACAGAUGAAUAUAGUUAUGGGAAAUUCUCAGAAGGAUUCAAGGUUCUCGUUCAUGGACAAGGCGAGUAUAUCGAUGAAUUGGAAGGAAUCAACGUUGGACCAGGACAACAUGUUAUCAUAGCUUUAACAGAGAAAAGGGUAACAAAUAAUUAAAGAUAUAUACAAUCUUUUUUCGCAUUGAUUUGCAGAUCACUUUUGCAGAAGCUAAACUGAAUAUAUGCUUAUUCACAUGCUUGUUGUUCCAAGGUGCUCUUUUCAGGAUGCUUUGUUAGAAGCCAGUUGUAGUGCUCAAAUGUUACCAUUUGUUGUAGUGAAUGUUUUUUCCUCUUGUUUUGCUCUUUCUUUCAGUACAAAAAUCUUGAAAAGCCAUAUGCCUCUAAUUGCUCCAUGAAAACAUUGAAAACAUUUUCCAUCUACACAAUAGAAGGCUGUCUUUAUGAAUGUGAAGCUGAAAACAUCAUAAAAUCAUGCAAUUGCCGACCUUCAGAUUACAAAGGUACAUAAGCAUGUUACAGUUUCUAUUUAUUGCAUGAAACAGUCUUCCUCAUGUUAUUAUAAUUGAUCACCUACUGUAGGUAAUCACUUGGUUUGCUGGCAAUCCUGAUAAAUCACUAUAUAGACCAAACUAUGGCCUUUUGUAGGCAAUCAAGGAUUUCCUGUUGGUUUUGUUUCUUGUUGCUGCUGUUGUCGUUUUUGUUCGUUGUUUGUGUUCAUUUAGUACACAGGACAAAUUUAGUUAGCAAUGCACAUUCGUUUCGUUUUUAGGAGCUCCAGAUAUUCAUAACUGCUUGAAACCCGAUGAAAUGGACUGCUUUGCAAAGGUGUCGGGUAUGUAUUACAUAUAUUAGUUAAAACCAAGUGAACUUAGUCGAGUUCAAGUCCAGUUCAGCUUAUUCUUAAUGGGUAUGCAAAAUUGUAAGUUAACAUUACGUCAUCCGAUAGCCAUGUGAUAGUAAUGAAAUUUAAAGACUUAGAUUCCUCAUCGUUUUCGCCCUCAUAACGUAAAUAGUUGUAAUGAUGCUAAUGAUUUUAAUAUUUUGAGAAACUCAGGCAUCCAUAGUUAUAACACUAGAAGAAGGGGAGGGGUAGGGUGGCAGGUCAGUCCCAGAAUCGUAUAAAGAUCCUUUUAUUUUGUCUAGCAUCUUUAGAGGAAGACUCGCGUGGAUGUGAGGUUCCCUGCUCAAAGAUCACAUACAUCACUGAUGUGUCCUACUCCAAGUUUCCCAACCGUAUCACCGCUCAAAAGUUUAUUCAAGACGGUUAUUAUGAUGACAUUGAGUAUCAAAGGUAAAUACUCUUUCAAUUUAGCACUACAACAAGAAGUGUCAGAGGUAUUCCUGUCCUAUCUUUAAAAAUAUAGAUUUGCAGAUGUUAAAACCAAUCAUAAUAUAAUGAUUUCAUGAACUUCAUCGCAACAUAACAAAAUUUACUUCUUAUCAUAACAUAACAACAUAGACACACCUCAGUUUAAUAUUUUUUUUCCCUGUACAAGAACAAAGAAUAAAAAACAUAGACCACGUCAUCAUAUGCACAUCUUCAUCCUUAUGUCAUUGAGGGACUGAUUAUAUGUGGUUUAUAGAUAUGCAGAUGAUGAAGACCAAAUGAAGUUAAGUCCUUACGUUUUACCCAAAUAACGUUCAUUACUCUUAUUUUUUAGGGAUAACCUCGUGCUUUUGCAAGUUGGUUUUNACGGUUAUUAUGAUGACAUUGAGUAUCAAAGGUAAAUACUCUUUCAAUUUAGCACUACAACAAGAAGUGUCAGAGGUAUUCCUGUCCUAUCUUUAAAAAUAUAGAUUUGCAGAUGUUAAAACCAAUCAUAAUAUAAUGAUUUCAUGAACUUCAUCGCAACAUAACAAAAUUUACUUCUUAUCAUAACAUAACAACAUAGACACACCUCAGUUUAAUAUUUUUUUUCCCUGUACAAGAACAAAGAAUAAAAAACAUAGACCACGUCAUCAUAUGCACAUCUUCAUCCUUAUGUCAUUGAGGGACUGAUUAUAUGUGGUUUAUAGAUAUGCAGAUGAUGAAGACCAAAUGAAGUUAAGUCCUUACGUUUUACCCAAAUAACGUUCAUUACUCUUAUUUUUUAGGGAUAACCUCGUGCUUUUGCAAGUUGGUUUUAAGUCGCUGAGUUAUGAGCUACAGGAGGAGCAGCCUGCGUACGACAGAAACUCCCUGUUUGGUAAAAUGAUUCGGUUGUUAAUUUUAUUGAGAAAUAUUAUUAUUAUUUAUUAGGCCAAUGUUGUGUAUGUGUUGCAAAGGUUUUGCGAAAGCUAAAGCCAGGCAACAUAUUUAAUCUAAAUAGACCAUUGACAUUUUUUUUCAAAGUCACAUUUAUAUUCAUUUUUACUUUGCCAUUUUGAGAAAAAAAAUUCGACAGUAUCCAUAUGAACACAUGAGGUACGACCGCGCGCGGUAGGUCUCUAUCACGGUCCAACCAAUUGCAUCCUUUACCACUGAGACAACCUUCCAUAGUAAAAUGAUGAGAUGCUAUUGAUCUUUUAUUGACUGAUAUACGCCAAUUGACAGUUAUUUCCAUAAUUUUUUCCUUUGUUUGGUGUUGUAGGUGAGAUCGGCGGCAACAUGGGCUUAUUCUUGGGAUGCAGUUUGUUAACGAUAUUCGAGUUUCUCGACUUCCUUAUCUCCUUCCUAGCAACACUGAAAAGGCGUUAUUUGAUACAUGCAGCAUGA
Messenger RNA from Porites evermanni, 6525 nucleotides. The record is from the annotation of a GenBank genome assembly. NCBI's taxonomy places the organism in Eukaryota, Metazoa, Cnidaria, Anthozoa, Scleractinia, Poritidae.